UUCCUUUCUUUCAUACAAGUCCCCCAAGCUUACUCCAAUGGAGGGUACUCAACCAAACUUGAUGGAAAAUGGGUCGGUAAAACCUUUAUCCAAACACGAUUUGAUUCGUUUCAUUCGAUCGGUGGUCAUUUCGAACCAAAAACAACACGAAACGAACCCAUUUUACGUGCUGGAUUUGGGUGCCAUAAGGUCCUUGGUCCACACAUGGUUCCAUAAUCUUCCCCUUGUUCAACCUUUCUACGCUGUUAAAUGCAACCCUAACCCUGUUUUCCUCGAGGAAAUGGCCGCUCUCGGCACCGGUUUCGACUGCGCCAGCCGUGCCGAGAUCGAAACCGUUUUAUCUCUCGGGGUUUCGCCUGAUCGGAUCGUGUUUGCCAACACAUGUAAACCGGUGCCUCACAUCAAGUACGCGGCUGAAGUUGGUGUUAACUUGACUACUUUCGACUCGAACUGCGAGCUAGAAAAGAUUAGAAAAUGGCACCCCAAGUGUGCGCUGUUGAUCCGAGUCAAAGUUCCGGAAACCAGCGGCGCGACGUUCAAGUUCGGUUCCAAAUUCGGUGCACUCCCCGGUGAAAUCAUCCCGCUUCUAAGAGCAUCACAAGAAGCGAAGCUUAAAGUUAUUGGUGUCUCGUUUCAUAUAGGGAGCAGAGCGAUUAACUUCAACGCCUUCGAAGACGCCAUUGAAGUCGCUAAAACAACGUUCGACGCAGCAGCCAAACUCGGGUUGCCUAAGCUGCGUAUCCUAAACAUCGGCGGUGGCUUCACAUCGGGUCCGAAAUUUACCGAAGCAGCCUCCGCCGUGAAACUCGCUUUACAAAAACAUUUUCCCGACGAACCAGGCUUAAAACUCAUGGCGGAACCCGGUCGGUUCUUCGCUAAUUCAUCGUUCACAUUGGCGACGAGCGUAAUAGGGAAAAGGGUUAGGGAUGAGGUCAAGGAGUAUUGGAUCGACGACGGCGUUUCGGGGUCUAUGAACUUUUUGAAGUACGAUCAUGAUGAAGUGAUCUGCACUCCUCUGAUCGCCGGCAAGAACGGCAGAACGAAAGAGAUGAAAACGUGGAAUUCUACUGUUUUUGGACCGACAUGCGAUUCGGCUGAUAUAGUUUUGAAGGGUUUCGAAUUGCCGGAGCUGGAGGUUGACGAUAAGCUGGUGUUUCAUAACAUGGGAGCUUAUACUUCAUCUCGUGGCAACGAUUUCAAUGGCUUUAAAACCUCAGCCAUACCGACUUAUAUCGUCAAUAAAAAUUAAUAGGUAAACCACAAGAAUA
This is a messenger RNA of Hibiscus syriacus, 1268 nucleotides long. RefSeq names its product ornithine decarboxylase-like. Gene Ontology annotation, cellular component: cytoplasm. The transcript has 2 exons. The record is from RefSeq and is a predicted model, not a curated record. Gene Ontology annotation, molecular function: ornithine decarboxylase activity. The coding region runs from base 38 to 1249 and encodes 403 amino acids. Lineage: Eukaryota; Viridiplantae; Streptophyta; Magnoliopsida; Malvales; Malvaceae.